CCCUCUCUCUCUCUUAUUACUCGCACUCCCACAAAGCCCCGCAGUUAAUGAAAAUACCAAAAUACCUUAUUAACCAUUAACCUGCCUUACCUAUUCCCACUUCUUACUACCUCAAGCUCUUAUUACUUCAAGCUUCACCUUUUUACCAUAAACUAGAAGCCAACCCAAUUCUUCUCCAGCCAGCAAUAGUCAGCAUAAUUGGCUAGGUGGUAAAUAUGUCCGACGAAAAGGAUACCGACUACUCGCUAGCAAACCCAGACACCCUUACCAAGUACAGGGUCGCAGCCACUAUAUCGGAGAAAGUUCUGGCCGCCGUAUCCAAGUUGUGUGUUGCAGGCGAGAAGGUUGUCACUAUCUGCCAGAAAGGAGACAAGCUCAUUGAAGAAGAGGUUGCUAAAGUCUACCGCACAACUAAGCUUAAGGGCUUUUCCCACCCCACGACUGUCUCUCCGGCUUCAUACGUGACUCCCUAUACCCCCUUGGCAUCCGAUAGCGCCGAAGCAAAUGUCGAGCUUCAGGCAAGCGAACCUGUAAAGAUCCAGCUCGGUGCGCAGAUAGACGGAUUUGGUUCCAUUGUCUGCGACACAAUUAUCGUUCCGCCGAAGGAGGGAGCGGAAGAUGUCAUCACCGGUCGCUCUGCCGACUUAAUACUCGCCACGUAUUACGCCAAUGAGCUCCUCCUACGUCUCUUGGUUCCCCCCGGAUUACUAACAGCCGGAAGCGAUGAGGAGAAGGCGAAAGCUGCAGCAGUGAAACCCCCUACUCAGACCAAGAUUACCUCUCUCUUAGACAAGGUUGCCAAGAGCUACGAGUGCAACCUGGUAGAGAGCACAACCUCCUGGCUAUUCGACCGCAAUGAUAUUGAAGGCAAGAAAAAAAUCGUGAUUGCUCCCGCAGAAGGUACUAAGGGAGAGGGCUUCCCUGAAAUAGGCGAGGUAUGGGGUGUGGAGAUGGGCUUGAGUUUGGGUUCUGGCAAAGUCAAAACGAUCGACCAGCGGGCAACGCUACUCCGCCGCACGAACAAUACAUACAUCCUGAAGUCGCAAACCGCGCGCAAGACGUUGUCUACUAUCCAGAGCAAAUUCGGUCACUUCCCUUUCAGCUUGAGACAACUCGAGGAGGAAGGUGGAGAUACCAAGUACAAGGUCGGAGUGUACGAAGGUGUCCGUCAAGGCGUGCUACGACAGUAUGAGUUAGUUGGUGACAAGGAUAGUGCCCAAGUGGCCCGAUUAUUAACUACGCUCGCCAUUACCAAAAAUGGUAUUACGAAGCUCGGUGCGCCGCCUGCACUAGAUCUAAGCAAGUUCCAGUCAGAUAAGAAGAUUACUGAUGAGGAGAUUCUCAAGAUUUUAGAGCAGCCCCUGAGCAAGAAUAAGGGAAAGAGCAAGAACAAGAAGAAGAAGAAGCCGGCAAAGAAGGCCGCUAAGGCGAAGGAUGGAGAAGCCGAGGAGAGCGAGGAUGAGAGCGAGGAGUAGGCCUGUCUACAGCGCACUCUUCCGGGGGCACGUAUUAAGCGAACCGGCAGUGCCUUGAUCAUAGGUGACACUACGCCAGGCGAGUGGUGUGGGCUCCGAAUUGCUUCGUUUAUCGAUUCGAUAUGACUUGCGUGCCUAUCCAGUUCGGCAUUAUGGCGUGUUGCUUCGAGCCACACAGGGCGGUCUGGCACAGAAAAAUGUAUAGUGGACUCCACGCAGUCGGAGGGAAACUGUUUACAUAGGACUCAGCUUAUGUAUCAUUAGUCCCCGUAGAGGGGAAAAAAAGAAACAAAAAGAGAAGAAGAUUUGAGCUGAGAUACGUUGAGAUACGUGUCACAUAUGUGGAAUUUAUCCUAACUGGAAGUCUCUCUAAUGCUAUGAGAAAGCUUGACGCACCG
This is a messenger RNA of Daldinia decipiens, 1873 nucleotides long. RefSeq names its product Creatinase/aminopeptidase. Lineage: Eukaryota; Fungi; Ascomycota; Sordariomycetes; Xylariales; Hypoxylaceae. The record is from RefSeq and is a predicted model, not a curated record. Bases 216 to 1475 code for a protein of 419 amino acids. The transcript is spliced from 4 exons.